GAAAGCUUUUUUCUUCGUGCCAAAUUCGGAGUAUUUUCCUUUUCCUUUCUCCUUAAAGCGUAAUCUCAUUCCAAUUCCACGGUGUUCGCGAUCGGAUUGCGACCUCAGUUUUUCUUGCCAUCCUCUUUCUCUUCAAUUCUAGUAAGUCUCUUUCCUGUUAAAUUUCUUUUCUACGUUGCCGCAUUAAUUGCAAACUUGUUACUCGUCAACCUAUUUUUAAGGAAAGAAUUAGCUUUCUAUACUAUUACUCACAGUCUUGCCCUUUGUGUCUAUUAUAAGGAAAGAAUUAGCUUUCUAUACUAUUACUUGCAGGGUUUUUCAGUGCUUCAUUUUCCACGAUCCAGCCUCAAAUUUGGGCCGCAACCACUUGACUCCAUAUGGAUAACUUGAACAACGUAGUCUUCCUCCAAUUCUUGCUCUGUUAGAUUUCAAGAUGGCAUUCUUUUCCCCUUUUAGUUAGUUAUUCUAGUUUAACUUAAGGCUAUUGUAUAUCCUUUCCUCUGAUGUCACGUUAUAUUGAACUGCAGACUGUUGAGGAAAGCACUGAUCUUGGUAUGCUGUUAUCUUCCUUUGCGUAUGUGUUGCUUUUUCUUUAAUUUAUCUGGUUGUCCUGCCCUGAAAUGAUUGUUUGGACUUUGAAGUUCCAGGAUAUGGAUACUUAGAGCUCGAAUUCAUUAGGUUUCUUUAUUUUUGUUUAUUGUAUAUAAGAGAGCAAAACUAAUAAUAAACUGAAGGUAUCCAAUACUAUAAUAAAAUUUGCUUCUUCGGUUUGUUAUGCUUCUUGACUUUGAUAAGAGACAAUUUAAGGAAAGCAAUUUCAACUAAAUUUAACAAAGUAUGCUCAACCUUUUAAAGGUAUAUCAGUUAGGGACUAUGAGGGUUUAUCUACUACAAUCAUAUCAUUGGUGGAUAUCUUAAAAUGUGUUCAUUCUUACAAAGGGGUUGUAAAGGGGAACAGUUAGAAGAGAAAAUUGAUUCUAAUUGUGCUUUGGGAUUUAAUUUUAGGUGCUGUGUUGCGGAAGGGAAAGGAAAUCCUUUUACAGGUUGUCUCGGUAGUAUGUGAAAUAGAAGAAUAAAAUUCUUCAUAGUGAACUCAGGUUUGACGGCUAAAGCUAUUUUAAAAGUUGCUUAAAUUUUUCGACAGGGUUUUAACUGGGAGUCCCAUAAAUAUGACUGGUGGGAAAACUUAGAAAAGAAAGUUCCUGACAUUGCAAAAUCUGGGUUUACAUCUGUAUGGUUGCCACCAGCAAUUAAUUCUUUUUCACCGGAUGGUUAGAGAGAAAUUUUCUUCAAAGCAUGAGCUAGUUUCUUAGCAGAUAAGUGCAUGCCUCACCAUGAUCAAUUGAAAGCUUUACUCCAAAAACUGAGUGAGUACAAAGUUAGAGCAAUGGCGGACAUAGUAAUCAAUCAUCGUAUUGGAACUACUCAAGGACAUGGAGGACUGUAUAACCGUUAUGAUGGAAUUCCACUAGCAUGGGAUGAGCAUGCUGUCACAUCUUGCACUGGUGGAUUAGGUAAUCAAAGCACUGGAGACAACUUCCAUGGGGUUCCGAAUAUUGAUCAUAGCCAACAUUUUGUUCGGAAGGACAUCAUAGGGUGGCUGCAGUGGUUACUUUGUGUUGGUUUUCAAGAUUUUCGCUUUGAUUUUGCAAGGGGUUAUUCAGCAAAAUAUGUCAAAGAAUACAUUGAAGCAGCAAAGCCUAUAUUUUCUGUUGGGGAGUAUUGGGAUUCUUGCAACUACAGUGGAUCUGUAUUAGAAUACAACCAAGAUAGCCAUAGACAGAGGAUCAUUAAUUGGAUUGAUGCCACGGGGCAGCUUUCAAGUGCAUUUGACUUCACAACCAAGGGGAUUCUUCAGGAAGCUGUGAAGGGGCAGUUCUGGCGCUUGCGUGACCCUCAAGGGAAGCCUCCAGGUGUAAUGGGGUGGUGGCCUUCUAGGGCUGUCACAUUUAUCGAUAACCAUGACACAGGCUCAACCCAGGCUCAUUGGCCUUUCCCCUCGAAUCAUAUUAUGGAGGGUUAUGCAUAUAUACUUACACAUCCAGGAACGCCCACAGUGUUCUAUGAUCACUUUUAUGAUGGGGAUGAUUCCGGGCACGAACAAAUUGUUAAAUUGAUGGAGAUACGCAGGAGUGGAGAAAUUCACAGCCGGUCGUCUGUCAGGAUUCUAGAGGCCAAAGACAACCUCUAUUCCGCAGUUAUUGGAGACAAAAUAUGCAUAAAGAUUGGGGAUGGUUCAUGGUCUCCUUCAGACAGAGAGUGGACACUAGCAACGAGCGGACAAAGAUACGCAAUUUGGCAAAAAAAGCAAUGAUUUAUGUACCUUCUUAAUAAUAAACAAGGCAAAUGAUAUUUUAUUUAUAUUAUAAUAUGUACUUGAUACUUUUAAGUGUUAAAUAUUAACUAUUAAAAAUAUUUGUAAA
Molecule: messenger RNA, 2423 nt
Organism: Gossypium raimondii (Peruvian cotton)
Lineage: Eukaryota; Viridiplantae; Streptophyta; Magnoliopsida; Malvales; Malvaceae
Product: probable alpha-amylase 2
Exons: 10
Coding region: 1325-2314 (329 amino acids)
Biological process (GO): carbohydrate metabolic process
Molecular function (GO): alpha-amylase activity; calcium ion binding
Source: RefSeq, a predicted model, not a curated record